This is a messenger RNA of Punica granatum (pomegranate), 2023 nucleotides long. The record is from RefSeq and is a predicted model, not a curated record. NCBI's taxonomy places the organism in Eukaryota, Viridiplantae, Streptophyta, Magnoliopsida, Myrtales, Lythraceae.
GACAAGGGACGAGGGCAGAACUGCUGGCGUCACAGUUACAGAACCGCACUGAAACGACACGCGUGUGGUUCCGUCAUUGGCCUCUCCGAUUAGCUCCAUCUCUCGCUCUGCCCCGCCCGCUGCGCUGCUCUCCUCUGCCACUACUACUCCUUUCCGUCUGCUUCCAGACGGACUCGUUCUCCUCAUCUUCUUCUCCGUCCAUUACUCUGCAACCGUUACUGGCAGAGCGUAGCCCAGCCAUGCCGCCGCCGCAGCCGCCGCCGUCUCUCGGCGAUGUCUCGGCCGUCGACGGCGGCCAGCGCGGCUGCUCCUCAGCCGGAGAGGACCGCGUUUGUCUCCUGCAUGAGAAUUCAGGCGGCGGUACGAGCUGCGCGCAUUGCUCUAGAACCGACCCCACUCCUCCUUCCAGCUCCUGCCCCUCCACUUACUCACUUGUUUUGGAUUCGAUCCCUUUCACUGACUCGGAGAAGAUACGCAGAGCAGUCACUGCUUCGGUGAAGGGAUUCUCGAUUGGAGCCGGCCUCAAAGGCGGCUUGGCUUUAUUCUCGAUUCUGGCUAGACUCCGUCGCCGGAGUUUAUCGGCCUCUGCGCGUAAACCUGAGCUGUUCUCGAACAGAGAGGCCAUAAUUCUGGCUUUGAAGGAGACAUUGAGAUACGGACUAUUCCUCGGAACCUUCGCCGGCACAUUUGUCUCCGUGGAUGAGAUCAUAGCUGCCUUGGGCGGUCAUCGCAGGACUGCAAACUGGAGGCAUUUGUUGGCAGGGGCGAUAGCAGGUCCAUCGAUUUUACUUACGGGACUGAACACGCAACACACAAGCUUGGCCAUUUACAUACUCAUGCGUGCAGCCGUAUUGGCUUCCCGAUGUGGGAUUAAGAGCAAACGAUUUGGGAAGAUUUGCCGACCGCUCACUUGGAAGCAUGGGGACAUAUUCCUUAUGUGUCUUUCUUCAUCGCAGAUACUGUCUGCAUACAUAUUGAAGCAAGACAGCUUACCUCCAUCGUACAAGUCAUUUCUCAACACCCACGGAGGAAAAAAUCCUACAAUUUUACAGGGGGUGAAAGAGAUUGCUUCUGGCAUUCCUUUUACCAACUUAGAGGCAAUUGAAAGAUAUUACAAGUCAAUGGGCGUUGACAUCAAUCUCGACCCAAAUAUGAAAAUUCCCUGCUCGAUAAUACAUGGAAAUCAACCUUGCACCUCACACAGUGUCUCUUUUCUCAUCCAAGCAUACAAAAGAGCUUUACCUGUCUAUCUCCCUGUUUACCUGAUUCCUGCUUUGAUAGUCCAUCGUCAGGACCUCUUGAAAAGGCCCUACACCAUCCUGGGAAAGAGUCUCCUAGGUACUGCUAGAUCAAGCCUGUUUCUGUCUGCGUAUUGUUCAUCUGCCUGGGUGUGGACUUGCAUACUCUUUAGAAUUUUCAAGAAAUGCAAUAUUCCGAUGGUGGCCAUUGGGACGUUCCCAACUGGCCUAGCCUUGGCAAUUGAAAAGAAGAGCAGGAGGAUCGAGAUAUCUCUAUACUGUCUCGCACGGGCCAUUGAGAGCUUCUUUACUUGCAUGACAGAUGCUGGAUACUUACCGAAGUUGAGGAGACUUAAUAGAGUGGACGUACUGAUCUUCAGCAUAUCAACGGCCAUAAUCAUGCAUUGCUAUGCUGUAGAAAGGGAAGUAUUCCGUUCCAAGUAUUUGAAUGUUCUCGAUUGGGUGUUUGGCGUGCCUCCUCCUACUCCUGAAACCCCACAUCGUAAAAGUUCUUGAUUUUGUCGGGGGUUCUCUCGGAGAAUGGUUCUCAGUGUUCUUAGAGGUUCUUGAGGAGGUUAUGUAGUGUUCUAUGGGUACCUUAUUUAUUGAUGGCGAAAAUGCCAAUUUUUUGUAGAAAACAUACGCAGCCUCAUUCAAUUCAUUUUCUCCCCCUUCCAAUUAGGCUUUAGCAAUACGAUAUCUUAAAUGGCAAAUUAGGAACAUUUAACGAUUCUCUUGGUCACAUGACAAUUUGAAUUUAUAUGACCAUUUCAAUUUGCGCAGGC